AUGACGGACAAAGAUGAGGAUGUCUCCGACGAAGAAUUAGAACGAAGAAAAAUUAUCUCCGCCAAGCGAAGGUGGGAAAUGCGCCAGGAGGCCCGCUUGGGUCUUCCAUUUGCCAUCAGAUUACCGUUGGCAGCAACACUCGGCGCUCUCGUUGGGGCCUCAUUAGGACUCGGUCAUGGAGCAACUGUGACCGGACUACGCUUUCGAGCUGAGAAUGCGCAUCGUUUGCCAACGUCUCCUACUGGCUGGUAUCUCUACCACAAGAGCAAGAACUAUGUUACAGCUCUCGGAGGCAUCAAAGAAGGUGGAAAGAUGGGACUCCGUGUUGGAAUGUGGACAGCCGCCUUCUUCACGAUUGAAAAUAUUUUCGACCAUUGGCGCAAUGAGAAAGACUUUCUUAACACCACAGGAGGUGGACUUGCAGUUGCAGGAGGGUUCAGCUGGUGGAAUUCAUUACCAAGGCAGACUGCGGCUAGAACCGCCCGUAUAGCUUUAUUUUCUGGUCUUGCCUACGGUCUUGCUCAAGAUGCUCUUCGGUAUGCGAAAGGAAGGAGGCUAGGAUACGUCGAUUUUAUAUACAGAAGAGCGAAAGGGAUGUCUCAAUGA
This is a messenger RNA of Blumeria graminis f. sp. triticale, 606 nucleotides long. Lineage: Eukaryota; Fungi; Ascomycota; Leotiomycetes; Helotiales; Erysiphaceae. The record is from the annotation of a GenBank genome assembly.